Molecule: messenger RNA, 1248 nt
Organism: Opisthorchis viverrini
Lineage: Eukaryota; Metazoa; Platyhelminthes; Trematoda; Opisthorchiida; Opisthorchiidae
Exons: 8
Coding region: 1-1104 (367 amino acids)
Biological process (GO): nucleotide-sugar biosynthetic process
Molecular function (GO): GDP-L-fucose synthase activity
Source: RefSeq, a predicted model, not a curated record
AUGCCCUGUCUGAACAAAGCUUGGCAAACAGUUUUCUUACCGUUGACCCAGCAAACACACGGCGGGGACCGGGGGAACGACAGCCACCUCCCGAGAAGAACAAAACGACCCGGGGAUCUUGAGCCAAAGCGUCGAUCUUGUGUAUUAAUCCGUGAACCCAUGCCGUCUGAUGACAACUCCAGAGUGAUUUUGGUAACUGGUGGAUCUGGUCUUGUGGGCAAUGGCAUUAAGAUCGCUCUCGGUAAUGACAGAUAUAACUUGAGUCGCAGUGACGAGAAGUGGGUUUUCGCCUCCUCUAAAGAUGUUGACCUAACCGACGCCGUGGCGACUCAAAAGUAUUUUGAAAGUCUGAAUCCGUCUUUCGUUAUUCAUCUGGCAGCUAAAGUUGGUGGUCUUUUUGCAAACAUGUCCAAUAAUUUGGAGUUUUUCCGCCAGAAUAUGCAGAUCAACGAUAACGUUUUAGCCAGUAGCCUGGCUGUAGGCGUUCGAAAAGUUGUUUCCUGUCUUUCAACAUGUAUUUUCCCGGACAAAACGACCUAUCCAAUUGAUGAGACUAUGAUCCAUAACGGCCCUCCGCAUGAUUCUAAUUAUGGAUACUCGUAUGCCAAACGAAUGUUGGAUGUCCUGAACAGAGGUUAUACACAGCACUAUGGCGUCGUAUACACAUCUGUGGUUCCAACCAAUGUGUUCGGACCGUUUGACAACUUCAACCUGGAGAACAGUCAUGUUCUACCUGGUCUCAUUCACAAAGCCUACCUUGCAAAAGAACAGAACACUCCUCUUGUUGUUUCUGGAACGGGGACACCUCUUCGCCAGUUUAUAUACUCCGUUGACCUAGGGCGACUGAUUGUGUACGUCCUACGGGAAUACAACGAUCCUUCGCCUAUCAUCUUAUCUGUUCCGGAAGAAGAUGAAAUUUCCAUACGACAUGCAGCUGAAACAGUCGCACGAGCCAUGGGUAUGAUAACACCAAAGCUGAUGGUCAGUUUCGAAAAACGGCGAACGCUUCGAAACUACGUUCGUUGCUACCGGACUUCCAAUUCACACCUUUCGAAGAAGCUGUCCAAGAAACUUGUAGAUGGUUCCGAGAAAAUUAUGAGCUAGCCAGGCGAUAAUGUGCUACUGUUUUUGAGCUACUGGCGUUCAGUCAAUAAUCAUCAUUGGAAGCUUUGUCAUUCUUCUUGUAGAGGAGACUUUCUUCACCUUUAUCUGAUUAUCUCGGCUAUUUGUUCAGAUAACCAUAUUUUG